This is a messenger RNA of Colossoma macropomum (tambaqui), 4920 nucleotides long. It is a transcript of the gene arih1, whose product is annotated as ariadne ubiquitin-conjugating enzyme E2 binding protein homolog 1 (Drosophila). Gene Ontology annotation, molecular function: zinc ion binding; ubiquitin conjugating enzyme binding; ubiquitin protein ligase activity. Gene Ontology annotation, cellular component: nucleus; cytoplasm; ubiquitin ligase complex. The transcript has 14 exons. Lineage: Eukaryota; Metazoa; Chordata; Actinopteri; Characiformes; Serrasalmidae. The record is from RefSeq and is a predicted model, not a curated record. Bases 204 to 1787 code for a protein of 527 amino acids. Gene Ontology annotation, biological process: ubiquitin-dependent protein catabolic process; protein polyubiquitination; positive regulation of proteasomal ubiquitin-dependent protein catabolic process.
CAGUGGGUGACGCUGCGUCUCUUUGUUGGCUCAGCGGCGGCGGCGCUUCUGUUGUUAUUUUUCUCCGCGGCUUAAAAACAGAAAUGCUAGCGAGCUAAACAUAUAUAUUUCGGGAAGUUUCUUAUUUCCUACCACUCUUUGUAUCUAGGUAACCCGUUAAACGUUUAUAUCUUGGCUUGUCACGACCCAGAGUCAGUCUAGUAAUGGACUCAGACGAGGGUUACAAUUAUGAAUUCGACGACGAGGAAGAGGAGUGCAGCGAGGACAGCGCCGAAGAGGAGCCCGAAGACGACACCCUGGAGCUCGGAGACGUUGAGCUGGUCGAUCCCGUUGUGGCCGGGGGAGAGCGAGACGAGUGCGGGGAGACCGGCGGGAGCGGCCUCGGGCCGGGACAAGAUGAAGAAGACUACCGCUUUGAAGUUCUCACCGCCGAGCAGAUCCUCCAGCAUAUGGUGGAGUGCAUCAGGGAGGUCAACGAGGUCAUCCAGAAUCCUGCAACGAUCACAAGAAUACUGCUUAGUCAUUUCAAUUGGGAUAAGGAGAAGCUCAUGGAAAGGUACUUCGAUGGUAACCUGGACAAGCUGUUCUCUGAGUGUCAUGUCAUAAACCCUAGUAAAAAAUCCCGGACACGCCUCAUGAAUACGCGAUCAUCAGCGCAGGAUAUGCCAUGUCAGAUCUGCUAUCUCAACUACCCUAACACGUACUUCACUGGUUUGGAAUGUGGACACAAGUUCUGCAUGCAGUGCUGGGGUGACUACCUAACUACCAAAAUCAUAGAAGAAGGAAUGGGACAGACCAUUUCCUGUCCUGCACAUAGCUGUGACAUCCUGGUCGAUGACAACACGGUCAUGCGACUAAUAACAGAUUCAAAAGUGAAAUUGAAGUACCAACAUUUAAUAACCAAUAGUUUUGUAGAGUGCAAUCGACUGUUAAAAUGGUGUCCUGCUCCUGACUGCCAUCAUGUUGUCAAAGUCCAGUACCCCGAUGCCAAGCCUGUCCGCUGCAAAUGUGGCCGGCAGUUCUGCUUCAACUGUGGUGAGAACUGGCACGACCCAGUGAAGUGUAAGUGGUUGAGGAAAUGGAUUAAAAAGUGUGAUGAUGACAGUGAGACGUCCAACUGGAUUGCUGCAAACACCAAGGAAUGUCCCAAAUGCCACGUGACCAUAGAGAAGGACGGCGGCUGCAACCACAUGGUGUGUCGGAACCAGAACUGCAAAGCGGAGUUCUGCUGGGUCUGCUUAGGCCCAUGGGAGCCCCAUGGAUCGGCCUGGUACAACUGCAAUCGCUACAAUGAGGAUGAUGCCAAGGCAGCUAGGGAUGCGCAAGAGCGCUCCAGGGCAGCCUUGCAGAGGUACCUGUUCUACUGCAACCGCUACAUGAAUCACAUGCAGAGCCUGCGCUUCGAGCACAAGCUGUAUGCUCAGGUCAAGCAGAAGAUGGAGGAGAUGCAACAGCACAACAUGUCUUGGAUCGAGGUGCAGUUCCUGAAGAAGGCUGUGGAUGUGCUGUGCCAGUGCCGCUCCACACUUAUGUUCACCUAUGUCUUUGCCUUCUACCUCAAGAAGAACAACCAGUCCAUUAUCUUUGAGAACAACCAGGCUGAUCUAGAGAAUGCCACUGAGGUACUGUCUGGAUACCUGGAGCGAGACAUUUCCCAGGAUUCACUGCAGGACAUUAAGCAGAAAGUACAAGACAAAUACAGAUACUGUGAGAGCAGACGGAGAGUUCUCCUGCAGCAUGUGCAUGAAGGCUAUGAGAAAGACCUGUGGGAGUACAUUGAGGAUUGAGACAGCGUCCUCCCACCACAGACUCUCGGAGAGUGCCUCCGCCAACUAGAGCGCUGAUGCAAUUGAACCAGGGCAGCACAGGCCUCCGCUGCUGCCCCUCCCCUUCCCCCUCCCGGCAUCCCGCCCAACCCUUCUCCCUUUAUUCCUUUAUAUUUUUUCUUUUUCUUUUUUCUGUUUUUGGUUUCCUGGAAAAAAACAAACUUAAAUUAUAUUUAAAUGAAAAACUACAACAUUCGAAAUAAAAAUGACAUCUACCGCAGUAUUGUUAACCGAGUGAUGUGCAAGAAGACUUGAGUUCCAACAAAAACGGACAGGAAAAAACAUCAUCUCUUGGCUAUUGUAACAUCUCCCGUUAAAUUGUCUUUUUUCCCUCAUUUAUCACUUUUUUUCCAUGAAUGUUUUUCUGUUUGAUUUUAUUUUAUAUAGGCCUAUUUUGUGUGUGUGUGUGUGUGUGUGCGCGUGUGUUUUGUGAGCAGUGGGACUAUGUUUUCAAAAUGGCUUUAAUUGUCCUGACCAUGUCCUUUGUGCGUGGUGAGAUCCAUGUCUGGGUUGCUGAAUGUUGAUGGGUUGAUUGUAAUAGGGGGGAAACCUUUUUUCAAUUUAAAGAAAAAAAGAAGUUAGUGGGGAUAAAAUAACACAAAAACCAACAAAAAAAGCAAAUCGGUAUUUUUCAAUUUGUACAUAAUGCAUAUGCAUGGAAGUUAAAGAGCAAGAGUGGCACGUGUUUGCAUAAUUUUUAAAUUUAAGAAGAUAUUUAUUCUUUACAAAUAUUCAGAAAAAAACAGAUGUAUAUUUGCUGUGUAGAUUGAGUAUCUCUCUCUCUCUCUCUCCCUGCCUUUGUUUGUCCCUCUUCUGAAGAGGUUCGGACGUGCUUGACCCAAAGCAGGAGUCCAAAUCUCUCAGCCUCUUUCGCUCCCCCUCCCCGGCUCCCCCAACCCCCCCCGCCUCCUCCUUCCCCCGGGGCCGGAGCAGCGCUGUAGGAGACUGAAGACUGAACUCUGCCAAAUGAAACGCAGUAUGCCAAGGAGGAGCAUUUAGUUUAUUGCUCAAAGCUACAAGAGCUCACUGGCAAGAAGAGCAGGGGAAUUAGAAUGACGUCAAGUCUUAGGAGGAGUUUCUUAAGAAGACACAAAACCUGUAGGAAUACAUGCCACUGACAAAGAAUGGCGAAGACCUUUUCUAGCACUCCACCAGCCCCUUUCUGGUGCGUGUUUUCCCCCUUAGGUAGAAUUUGAACUGUGAUCUGAUUUUAAGAGUGAUACCAAUAACCUCUGAGAGCCAAACUGAGUGACAUUCACUCAUAUAUAUAAUAUCUCUAUAUAUAAAUAUAUAAAAAAAACUUUUAUAUUUUCUGCUUCUCUCUCUGUCUGUAAAGGUUUCUCGUUCUUCCCAGAACUGGCUUGAGGUUUUCUUUGGUGUGCUUGUGGGGCAGGGGUUUGAGGGUGCUGGCAUGUAUGAAUGGCGUUGGUCGGAAAAAGCUUUCUGGAUUGAGCCACUGUCAAGCAGAUGUGUUUCUCACAUCCAUAUCAAACGCUGCAGAUCCGCUAGUCUGUCAUCUCUUGUGUUUUGCUGUGAAAUUUAAAUGUCGCUUUCAACUAUGCUGUGCUCAGGGGGUCAUGUGUAUCAAAAAUUCUCACUGUACCAGUGCUGAUCUUGGCUUAGUUUUCACUUUUUUCUUCUUCGUGUGUAAAGAAAACAGGAUAGCGAGAGCUGUGUUUUGGAUCAGUACUCUACUCUGAGAUGCCUUUAUACAUAUGAGGCCAGGUGCAGUUUGGACUGGGUUUAAUCGAGGGCUUUAGUAGUUUGAUAGCAGAGCUGUGGUUGAGCCGGUAUGCUAUGCUUUGGAACUGUAUAAGCUAUGUUUAAUCAGUCAAGGGAAAAAGAUGGUGGCAAAGACAUAUUAGUUCUUCUGUGGGCUUAAGAGUGAGAUUAAGAGAGUUGGGAGAUGUUUCACAAAGGAGGAUGAUUUGCCCAUGGUCAAGCUUAUCCAGUGGGAGAAGAGGUAAGGGACAUUAUCCAGGGACUCUUAUUGGAGAGACAUACUUUUUGGCUUAAAUUAUCUAGCUUUACUGAGAGAUCCUGCUCUGUGACAUACCCCCAUGUUGGGGUUUUCUGCUCUUAUGUGUAGCUGGUGGUCAGAAGAACUUGAAUACAGCAUUAGUGCAGAUGAGCUUCUGUGGUCUGAUGACACCAAAGUGUCCAUCUUGCAAAUGGAUAACCUUCAUGCUUCUGAAGGGGGAAAAGGUGGUUCUAGCACAGGUUUUUGUUCAAGAAAUCAAGAUGCGUAAUUUAAAUGAACACCCUAAAACAGUGUUUCUUAAUCCUUCUCCUAGAGACCCACUGCCCUCACAGUUACAACAAUUCCCUGCCUGAUCCAGCUCAUGAAGGGCUGGUAAACGGCUUAUGAGCUGGAUCAGAUGUGUUCAAGCAGGAGAUAGUUGCGAGUCCCCAUUAACAAGACACUUAUUUUCCAAAUUGGACUUGUAUCAGGGUUACUAGAGUAUCUUUUAAAUGUAUAUUGUCCUUCAACAAGGUGUGAGGAAUGAAAGGAGCUUGCUGCCAUGUGCAUUCAGCCCAUCUUAAAUGCACAUAGCUGAGAGCUGUGAGGGGUCUUCCAGGUAUACUUUCAUAAUCCAACUAAAAUCAACAUGGCUAGACAUGGAUUUAGACUUCUAGGCAGGUUGCAGAGCAGUGUAUGCAAAUACAUGUCUGAUGUUCUUCUCUUUAGCAUUUGGAUGUGAGUGAAGCGCUAUCAUGUCCCAGUGUCUCCCAUGACAGCUGGAAGUUAAGUGGGGUUUGUGAAGAUGUGCAAUGGUCUUUAGGCUGUGUCAGUCAUGCAGAUCACUGUGGCUGUUACUGUGUCUUUCAGACCAGUCUGCUUUUUCGAGGCUCCCUGUGUAUUUGAUCCUGUCUUGGUAGUUCAUGAAUUAUCCCAAUUUAACAUUCACAGUAACAAAAAAAGCAGCUACUUUCAUUUGGUUGAGACAUCCAAAAAAAAACUUUUAAUACUUUUCUACAUAUAUCUUUUCUUUAUGCUAUUAAAAUGUUUGAUUUCUUAUAUACAUAGUGUAAAAUGUGGAAUAAAUUAGUUGUCUGUUUUGGAGAAAAAUAUUAAAGUGCAAAAUGUUGCAAA